AGUGGAUGCUAUUAAAGAUCUUAGAAUCUUAGCCAAAUACUGAGUCACGACUCAGGUCAAAAAUCGGGCGACGAAGAACUCAGCCAGGGGGACCGAGUGGACUCACCUUCGAGUUUGACUGAGUUUGUCGUAACUUCCAGCCUUUCUCCAUUCUCCAAGUGAGGGAGAGGGAGAGGGAGGAAAUAGCUCAAGGGGAGAAAAGAAUUAUCAACCAUUUCUCCACGACAAGUUAAGCCCUAAUCUUCAAAUCCAGGAUCCCGCUCAAACCAAUUCCAAUCACAAAACAAAGUGAAAUAUGUCUCAUUCAGUGUUCCAAGCAGCGCAGAUUAUGCCCCUCGCUCCUACGACCAAAUCCUUAUCCUCCAAGCCGUUGCAGCCAAUUGCAACCGUUUGCCUAUCGCCGACGUUCGCUGGCAGGCGCCGGAGGCAUUAUUUUACGCUUAGGGCUUCAUCUUCUUCGUUGGUCGACGGUGAUGCUAGUGCGCACCUUGAGCGAUGCUUUCAGGCGUCGCCGGAUGGUCCGUUGGCGACUCCUUCCAGCUCCGUGGAAUUUGGCCCCACCAUGAAGGGGGGGCAGUACGGGGCGUUUGGAGCAGUUACCUUGGAGAAAUCGAAGCUGGAUAUGUCCAAGAAGGAAACUAAGACUAGUCCUCAGAUUGAAACUGGGGGUGGAGGUGGCAAUCAGGGGAAGGGUCUUAGUCACGGCGGUGGUGAUGGAGGCGAUGAUGGUGGUGAUGAUGAUGAUUACUUUGACGAUUUCGAUGAGGGUGACGAGGGAGAUGAGGGUGGACCGUUUAGGAGAAGGAUCAUUCUGGAGGAGUUGUUUGAUAGGAAAUUUGUUGAUGCUGUAUUAAAUGAGUGGCAAAAGACAAUUAUGGAUUUGCCUGCUGGGUUUCGUCAAGCCUAUGAAAUGGGUAUGGUUAGUUCUGCUCAAUUGGUAAAGUUUCUUGCAAUUAAUGCCAGGCCAACCACAGCAAGGUUCAUAUCACGGUCUCUUCCCCAGGGACUGUCUAGAGCAUUUAUUGGCAGGAUGAUUGCUGAUCCAGCAUUUAUGCUCAGGCUACUUCUUGAGCAGGCAAGUACAAUUGGUUGUUCUGUUUUGUGGGAGAUCCAGAAUCGAAAAGAGAGGAUAAAGCAGGAAUGGGAUCUUGCCCUCAUCAAUGUGCUCACUUUGACAGCUUGUAAUGCAAUUGUUGUUUGGUCCCUUGCCCCCUGUCGUUCAUAUGGAAGUACCUUCCAAACUGAUUUGCAGAAUACUCUGCAAAAGCUCCCAAACAAUAUUUUUGAAACUAGCUAUAAAUAUAGAGAGUUUGACAUCCAAAAGAGGCUUCUAUCAUUCUUUUACAAAGCUGGAGAGUUAAGUAUGGUAGGAUUUACGGCCGGAGCUGCACAGGGUGCUCUAUCAAAUUUUGCGGCCAGGAAAAAGGAGGGAAGAUUAUCAGUGAGCAUUCCAUCUGUGGGCACCAAUGCACUCGGUUAUGGAGCCUUCCUUGGUCUUUAUGCCAAUCUGCGAUAUCAACUCUUAUGUGGGUUUGAGAGAGCUACAACCAGUUACUUUGAUGUCAUUGGAGUAGCUCUAUUCUUCAGCACCGCUUUAAGGGUCCUGAAUGUUCAAGUGGGAGAGACAUCUAGGUUGGCUUGGCUUGGUGUCGAAGCUGAUCCAUUGGUUCACUCUGAGGAUCUCCUGAAAGCUUACAAUAGACCUUCAGAAGGCGUCAACCAGUCUUCUUCCAAAUGGUUCAUAUCUAAGAAUGCUAUUGUCUCCGGGCUCGGGCUUCUUGGGAUCAGACAAGGACGAACCGACUCUAAAGUGGAAGGCGAUGCACCUGCGCCCAAGGCUAGAAGGAAGAGAAUGGUGAAAAGAAAGGUGGCAACAAGUUGAACCGAGUUUUAAACGUUGGGUUUCUACUAAUGCUUCAAUUUUCAGUAUCUACGAGAAUGCUAAGAGCGCCAGAGAAGCAUUGAACAAUUUUGUUGGGUUCUGGGGACUGGGGAGGGCUCUAGCGCCAUUUUUUUUCCGAUUCUUUUCUUAAUUUUGAAUUUAGGAUAAUAAUUAUGAGCUGCAGAUUCAACUUUUGUAAGGAAGUUUGAUGUGAGCUCUGUUGAAUGAAGUGCAACGCAUUUAUUGUUCA
Salvia miltiorrhiza (redroot sage) is the source of this 2132-nucleotide messenger RNA. RefSeq names its product protein RETICULATA-RELATED 1, chloroplastic. Gene Ontology annotation, biological process: plant organ development. Bases 296 to 1882 code for a protein of 528 amino acids. The record is from RefSeq and is a predicted model, not a curated record. Gene Ontology annotation, cellular component: chloroplast inner membrane. The transcript has 8 exons. NCBI's taxonomy places the organism in Eukaryota, Viridiplantae, Streptophyta, Magnoliopsida, Lamiales, Lamiaceae.